ACGAUCUUUGUUCCAAACAUGGCGGCGCGCGUGUGAAUGUCAUGCUACAUUACUCCACUGCUCGAAUCAGGUUUUUAAAGGUGCAUCUGGUGAAAAGUUUGAUCUCGCGUGCUUUCACAAAUUGUGUGGAUUUGUUCUUUCACCCACCUCGGAUAGUCACAAGUUACUAAACCCCAAAUAUUCUGUAUUUCGCAGCAGAUAAACUCAUGAUAGCAUAUUAGCUAACCAGAAAACUACUGCGAUGGAUCACGAUCAACAGCUGAGAAAUCUACGAGAUUUCCUCUUGGUUUACAACCGCAUGACUGAAAUCUGCUUUCAACGAUGUUCAAGCAACUUCAACUACAGAAAUCUCACCAUGGACGAGGAGCAAUGUGUAGAUAGCUGUGCAGGGAAGCUGAUUCGCUCUAACCAUCGCUUGAUGAGCACCUAUGUGCAGCUGAUGCCUCGGAUGGUGCAGCGCCGGAUGGAGGAGAUGGAAAGCAAGGCUGCAGAGAAUGCCAAGGCAGCAGAAGCAGCGGCAACAUCUGGAGCUGUUGACACUGCAACCUUAAAUGCUUCACCAGCAUUUGAAACCCCCAUUACCUCACUUCAACCUCCACAGCUGCCUCCCUCAGUGACUGAAGUUGCACCAGAGAUCCAUGACUCAGUUUUAAAAUCAGCAGGAUUAGCUAUUCCGCCUGACACAACUGCCACAGAGGUGAAACUAUCAGCUGCAACACCACUCACACCUAAAACUGAAAGUUUAAACAUUCCAGUGCUUAACGAAGCUGGACCUUUACAUACAGCAGGAUUUCCUGAAUCAGGUGUACAGAUAGAUUUCGGUAGCCCCAAACCAGCAUCCUCACCAGAGAAUGUGUUGAUAGCAGCAACUUCAGCAUCUGUAUCAGAAGGCAUGGCGAGUCAGGACAGACCCUCUGAGGUUCCCCCACCAUCAAGCCAGUAAUGGUGUUGGUCAAACUGUGGUAUCUGGUCACAACUCCAAACAAACAACUUCAUUUGAUGACUAACCUGAUAGUGGUAACUUAAACGUGCAUAUCAUCUUGAUAAGCAUUCUGGCUUCUGCCUCCAGAUAUAAGUUUAUACUCCUUUUCCCUGUUUUCCUAUUUUAAAUUGUCUUUUGAGGCAUUUCCUGACAACCACAAAAACUCAAGUUAUCACUUUUAACUUGUACUGGGCAUCUUUAUUUUAUUUGUUGCUGUUUUUUGUAACAUUCUAAAUAAAUUCAUUAGAAUCAUUAAUGAAAUAUGAUAUAAGGACGUGUCGAUGUACAAUAAACCGCUGUAGCAUGUAAAAUAAAAACAUUGUCACUGGCA
Melanotaenia boesemani (Boeseman's rainbowfish) is the source of this 1313-nucleotide messenger RNA. It is a transcript of the gene timm10b, whose product is annotated as translocase of inner mitochondrial membrane 10 homolog B (yeast). The record is from RefSeq and is a predicted model, not a curated record. NCBI's taxonomy places the organism in Eukaryota, Metazoa, Chordata, Actinopteri, Atheriniformes, Melanotaeniidae. Gene Ontology annotation, cellular component: mitochondrial intermembrane space chaperone complex. The transcript has 3 exons. Bases 242 to 943 code for a protein of 233 amino acids.